Messenger RNA from Adineta steineri, 723 nucleotides. The record is from the annotation of a GenBank genome assembly. Lineage: Eukaryota; Metazoa; Rotifera; Eurotatoria; Adinetida; Adinetidae.
AUGUAUCGAGCUAGAUCACCUGAAGGUCAAGGUUCGUUUUUUGGAACAAUUGGUGGUCCAGUAUUUGAUUUGGAUCCAAGUAAACAAAAAUAUCGUGAUAUAGAAAAACCACCACCAGAAAAAACCAAUUUCAAAAUUAAUCCAUCAAAAAAAGGAACUGGCUAUGGUUAUCCAAAUUUAGGUAUUGAAAAAGAUCCUCCAUAUACAUAUAAAGAUAAAACAGAUAAUUAUGAUGCACCAUUAGAAGCACAACGAAAAGAUUUUAAUCAUCAUAAAUCGGCUUUGAAAGCUGGUGUAUUUAGAUUAAAUAUGCAUCCAAAAGCUUAUUUUGAUCGUAAUCCAUUUGGUGGUGAUGGUAAAUUUGUUAAAAGCCGUGGUGAACCUAAAGAACGCUCCAAAUCCGCACCAUCUGAUAGAAAACCAUUUAAAUAUAGUUCACCUCCUAAAUCGAUCGGUGGUAAUAAAGAUGGUUGUUUUGAGAAAUUUCCUAAACGUAGUGAAAAAGAUCCAUAUGCUGUGAGCACAUUGUAUACUCAAGUUAAAAAUGAAACUAACAAAGAUGGUAAAACAUAUUAUCCAAAUAAAUUUCCUAAAUCACGUCCAACCGAUUCCGUCAUGCAUCAAAAUGUUAAAUUACAAAUUAAUCGACAAAAUUAUAAACAAGCGCUACAAACAUAUUCAGGAUUUCAAUUUCCACAACGACGAGCUUCUACUGCUCAUUAG